This is a messenger RNA of Drosophila ficusphila, 1561 nucleotides long. It is a transcript of the gene Orc4, whose product is annotated as origin recognition complex subunit 4. Gene Ontology annotation, molecular function: DNA replication origin binding; ATP hydrolysis activity. NCBI's taxonomy places the organism in Eukaryota, Metazoa, Arthropoda, Insecta, Diptera, Drosophilidae. Gene Ontology annotation, cellular component: nucleus; nuclear origin of replication recognition complex. The record is from RefSeq and is a predicted model, not a curated record. The transcript has 2 exons. Gene Ontology annotation, biological process: DNA replication; DNA replication initiation. Bases 82 to 1461 code for a protein of 459 amino acids.
UUAAUGUUUACGUUGGAUUUGGCGGGAUUUGCCUUGUGCAUCGUUUAAACUUGAGAGAACGGGGAAUUCAAGAGCUCAAAGAUGCCGGAGGCGGACGGGGAUCUAGCCAGGACGAGGAGCUUCCUUAAGGAGCGCCUUCAGCGGGACUACACCACACUGAGGGGCUACGCGGAGGAGCGCUCCAAUGUGCGCCAGCUGCUGCAGCGCACCGCAGAGAUGGGCGAAUCCAACUCGCUUCUGCUCAUCGGACCGCGAGGAGCAGGCAAGACCACGCUCAUCAACGCCGUGCUAACGGACCUGAUGGACAACAAGGCGUUCGUGGAUAAUACGCUGAUCGUCCACCUGGACGGGAACCUGCACACAGACGACCGCGUGGCCCUCAAGUCGAUCACCGUGCAGAUGCGGCUGGAGAAUGCCGCCGACGGCAAGGUGUUCGGAUCGUUCGCCGAGAACCUGGCCUUCCUGCUGCAGUGCCUUAAGGCGGGCGGCAAGCAGUCGAAGAGCGUGGUCUUCAUCCUUGAGGAGUUCGACCUCUUCUGCGCCCACCACAACCAGACUCUGCUCUACAACCUCUUCGACGUCUCGCAGUCCGCCCAAGCCCCCAUCUGCGUUCUGGGCGUCACCUGCCGACUGGACGUGAUCGAGCUGCUCGAGAAACGCGUCAAGUCGCGCUUCUCGCACCGGCAGGUCUUCCUGUUCCCGAACUCAGAACGCUUCGAGGAGUACGUGGCCCUCUGCCGGGAGCUUUUGUCCCUGCCCACCGGCAGUGCCUUGCAGGCGGCGUCGGGGCGUAUCAGCAGCCUUCAGAGACUACGAUCGGAGGCAGUCUGCCUCGCCAGGAACCACUUCGACCCAGGUCAGUACGCCUUCUCUCCCAGAGUGCGGGAAACCUGGAACAAGCACGUGGCCAAGGUACUGGCCUCCCAGCCGGUUCAGCGCACCCUGCAGACGCUCUACGACUUCGACAUCAGCGAGGCCUUCCUCAAGAACUUUCUGUUCCGCCUGGUGGCCCAGCUCCGACCAGAGUCCCCCCACAUCAACGCCGAGAAAAUGGUGGCCCUGGGCUCGCAGUUUGAAGGCGACGACAAGGUCGAGCUGCUUUGCGGGCUCUCCGUCCUGGAGCUGUGCCUAAUCAUCGCCAUCAAGCACCACUCGGAGAUAUACGACCGCGACCCCUUCAACUUCGAGAUCAUCUUUGCCCGCUUCUCCAAAUUCGCCAAGGUGUCCACCACGAUGCAGGGAGUGGAGCGGUCCAUCGUGCUCAAGGCCUUCGAGCACCUGCGCAUCGGGGAGCUGAUACUACCGCUCUCCGGCGGAGUCGGCGGCGGAGUAGGCAAGGUGCAGAAGGAAUUCGAGAUGCACAAGUUGGCGCUCACCUAUGGACAGAUCCAGCAGGCGGUGCAGCGCUACCAGGCGCUGCCCACGGAGGUGGCCCAGUGGUCGCAGAGCUCUCUGAUCUAGUGGCCUCUCAUCCCCCGGAUUCACCAUUUUCCUAAUCGUUGUAUUUAUUUAAUAUGUAUUUUUAAUAAAGUUCAAACUAGAAUGUAUGGGUAUCAGAAAA